AUGUCAGAUAUCUUCAACUUCAACAAGACGAUCAUGACCAACAGACUUUCUCAGUCUGAGAAACAAGAACUACGGAUUGUGCUCGUUGGGAAGACUCAAGUUGGGAAAAGUGCAAGUGGAAACACCAUCUUGAGGAGAAAAGCUUUUCCCUCUAAGCUGUCCUUUUCCUCAGUGCCAACAAAGUGUAAAAAGGAAAAUGGAGAGUUUGAUGGCCAGCCUCUCGCUGUUAUUGAUACUCCAGGUCUGUUUCCCACCACAAAUGCACAGGGCCACGCUGACUGGUUUGACAAAACUAAAAGAGAUGAGGUGCUGAAAGAGGUCAUAAGAUGCAUCUCACUUGCUGCUCCUGGUCCUCAUGUGUUCCUGGUUGUGCUCCAGCUGGGCAGAUUCACACCAGAAGAACAGAAAACAGUGGAAAUCAUUCAGGGAAUCUUUGGCAAACAGACAGAAGGUUACACUAUGGUCCUGUUCACCCAUGGAGAAGAUCUGCAGGAUGAAGGAUGCUCUGUAGAAGAAAUCAUUGAUGAAAAUCAAAAUCUCAAACAUGUCAUCAUGAAAUGCCAUGGAGGAUAUCAUGUUUUCAACAACAGAAGCGAGGAUCCAUCUCAAGUUGCUGAGCUGCUGCAGAAGAUCAAAAAAAUGGUGCAGAGAAAUGGAGGAAGCCACUACACCAAUGAAAUGCUCCAAGAGGCUGAGAAAGCCAUAACAGAAGAGAUGGUAAGACUUAUGAGAAAUGACCCCAAUCUGACACAAGGAGAAGCAAGAAGAAAAAAGGCUGAAGAAGACAAUUAUUUCAUCAAGAAGCAGACAAUACGUAUGGUACGUUCUGUAGUGGGAGGUCUAGCUGGAGCUGCAGUGGGAGCAGUUGUUGCUGGUCCAGUGGGAGCUCUAGUGGGGGCUGUAGUGGGAAAUGUGGUGAGCGCUGCAGGGGAAGUUCUUUUUGCUGGUCAAGUGGAAGGUCGAGGGGGAGGUCCGGUGUUAGGUGCAGCAGGGGCACGUGGUGCCGUUUUUGCUGAUGAAUGCAUCAUACAGUGA
This is a messenger RNA of Myripristis murdjan (pinecone soldierfish), 1035 nucleotides long. RefSeq names its product GTPase IMAP family member 7-like. NCBI's taxonomy places the organism in Eukaryota, Metazoa, Chordata, Actinopteri, Holocentriformes, Holocentridae. Bases 1 to 1035 code for a protein of 344 amino acids. The transcript is spliced from 2 exons. The record is from RefSeq and is a predicted model, not a curated record. Gene Ontology annotation, molecular function: GTP binding.